Molecule: messenger RNA, 1593 nt
Organism: Symbiodinium necroappetens
Lineage: Eukaryota; Dinophyceae; Suessiales; Symbiodiniaceae
Source: the annotation of a GenBank genome assembly
AUGACUCUUUUGCAAGCCUGGCUGUGGAGACAGGAUGAGACUUUGAACGCCGGUCUCCAAAGCCUUCCGAAAGUCGAGUUGGGAGCCGGGCGCAUCACUUGGAAAACGGCCACAGUGGUGUUGGUUCUAUGCGUUGUCAUCAGUUGGGCAAUCUUCCGCUGUGUCAGGCCUCGAGCCAAGCGAGCGCGGGAAGACACUGAAAAUAACCUGCAGAAGCCAUUGCUGAGCACAGAGGUGGAUGACAGGCCGUCGCAGGCUCCUGCAAGCAGCUACAAGGACCACGAGGAUGUGCCAAGGGCUGAUGACAAUACCACGCAUGACUACCGCAGGGAGUUCCUAUUGUUUGGACUCGCGCAUGGAGUUUUGGCUUUCGUUCGGCAACUUUGGCUGAGAGACAGUCUUCCACAUGCAUGGGGCAUCUUGCAGACUGAUGCCACACAAGAGUGGGGACAGGCAAAUUUUCGUCGGUAUUUGGUGCAGCGAGGCUUGCGCGCAGGCGGGCACAGAACGGUGUUUGAUGCUCCGUUUUUGGAGUAUGACUGGUACUCAUCGCUUUCUUUGACACUGCAAGCAGUCUUCUUGUUCCUGAUGCUCCUGGCCUUGAUGUCGGAAAUUUGCAGCUGGAAGGACAUAUCUCGUGCUUGGAGUUUUCUAGGAGCGGCAGUUGCCGUGGCUUCAGCUGUGAGCAUACUCAUUCCCAACUACGCCCAGAUGACUCAGCUGCCACAGUACUUCAACCACUGUGGUCAGGACUUCGAUGCAUUCAUGCAGUUCAUGGUGUCCGGAGUCUUGGGAAUGAUGUUUGCUGUGCCGUUGGGUUUGCAAGUCUUUGGAUUGCUCGUGGCCAUUCCAAUCGCAGCUGUUCGGGGCAUCUGGUUUGUAAUGGCAUGGGGCGGGAUAGGCUCCCACAUGCGGCAUGUGCUACAAGCUGCCAUGUGGCUGCUGGCCUUGUUAAUUCCCUUUGUCACCAUCUUUCCUCUGAUGUUCUUCAAUCAGCUUACAGAGGAUGUGGAAUCGCAUCAGAUUCUUCUUGCAUUUUGGUGGGUUCCGUCUCUGCUCAUCGCGUAUAUGAGCGCUGUGACGCAUGAAACAUGGUUCUACUUCAUGUGGCUUGCUGCAUACAUCGGACUGUUCACAGACUUCUUGUGGAGACAGGCCGCGCUAUUCAACAUCGACAUCCAGACAGUUGUUGCUGAUCUUGACAUUCCGUGGCUCUGGUCUUUGAUGCACGCAAAUUUCUGCUUCACUAAUGUAGUGAUUACAGACAUCAUUCGUAAGGUUCUACCAGAUUCGCCGGCAAACAGUCCAGACGACAUGGAGCCCUCACAGCCGCCCUCACCGCGGAUACAAGAGCAGGAGAUUCCCCUGGUUGCCUUGGCACUUCCGCGCCCAGCUGCGCCAUCAGCAGUUGAGUUUGGUGGUAUGACUGGGCUUGCAGAAGCGCGCACGGUGGCAGGCGUGUCUGUCCUCAAAUUCCAGAGUGAAGCGCAGAUGCAGCAAGCCAGCAGGCAGGCAGGUGGUUUUUGCGACAUCGUACCCCUGACCUCCCUCGUGAGCGUGAGGGGGCCGCAUUUCGACAACACUGAACCUUGA